Messenger RNA from Striga asiatica, 444 nucleotides. The record is from the annotation of a GenBank genome assembly. NCBI's taxonomy places the organism in Eukaryota, Viridiplantae, Streptophyta, Magnoliopsida, Lamiales, Orobanchaceae.
AUGGCGGUGAGGGAAAGAUCUAAGAAACGUCGAAAACUCCUCGAGAAACUAUUCUCCCAAAUACAAAAGCUCGAGGAGCAAAUUAAAUGGAAUCCGAACUCACCCCACGCAGUCGAGCCUUCAGGUGGCCCUCCAGCAUUGAAGAGGAAGGAAGAAAACCUUAAGGGGGAAUGGGAUGAAUGUGUUGCAUCCGAUUUGAGGAUGAAAGUGGUCAAGGAUAACACUUUCCUCUCAUUCAAUACCGUCGCGAAAUUGUAUGUGACUCAAUUUUCCGGCAGUCGGGUUGUUCUCUGCAAUUCGGAGGUCGAUAUGUGUAAUUUGCAAUUCGAAGUGAAUUGUUCGAUACACGAGGUUGGGGUUUUGUUCGUGACGUUCGGUGACCCGGGCUCUUUGGUGGCAAUCGGUGGGGUUAGGAUUGCAAGCAAGAUCCGUAUGCGGUACUAA